Enterobius vermicularis (human pinworm) is the source of this 369-nucleotide messenger RNA. NCBI's taxonomy places the organism in Eukaryota, Metazoa, Nematoda, Chromadorea, Rhabditida, Oxyuridae. The record is from the annotation of a GenBank genome assembly.
AUGUUUGGAUUGAAAACAUUUCAGCAUUGCUAUUUCAAGAAAGUGCAACAUGCAGCAUUGGUAAUCCAAAAAUAUUUCCGCAAACAUAGAGCCGUAGCUGAAAAUGCUGCUGCAGCUGCUACAGCUACAAACAACAGCAACAACAGCAGGAACACGGACGACAGCAGCAACGAUGGUGAAGGAAAAAUGAACGAAGCUAAGGGGCAAAUCAAUGUUGCUCAGGAAGAAUUGGUAUUGAAAUUUUGCUCAAAUAGAACUGCUAAAAAAUUGGAUGUUAGCGAUUUGGUAGAACACAAGGAUACAAUGAUUUUAGGCUCAGUUGAAGAGAAAGCCGCACUGAUCAUCCAAAAUGCUUUUAGGUUUGUUUAA